Messenger RNA from Endocarpon pusillum Z07020, 1818 nucleotides. RefSeq lists its product as uncharacterized. Gene Ontology annotation, biological process: transmembrane transport. Gene Ontology annotation, molecular function: transmembrane transporter activity. NCBI's taxonomy places the organism in Eukaryota, Fungi, Ascomycota, Eurotiomycetes, Verrucariales, Verrucariaceae. Bases 1 to 1818 code for a protein of 605 amino acids. The transcript is spliced from 3 exons. The record is from RefSeq and is a predicted model, not a curated record.
AUGGAGGUUCCAGAAGCACCAAAGUGGAUAUCGCCCCCAUCGCAACGUCAGGAUUCCUCGACAGACACCUCGCCAUCUUCUUCAAUCUCGGAAAAUGCGGACGCACAAUAUGGAGUUGCCAGUGCUCUGUCGCAAACCGUCACUCCCCAAAUCUCGCGUAUGUCACGCCCUCCCCUAUCAACAAGAGUCACCCCCAUGGAGAGCGCAAUGACACGGGAUCCUUCGUUCGAGGUGGAUUGGGAGGAUGACGAUCCGAACAACCCACGUAACUGGCCAACAUGGUACAAGGGCAUCAUCAUCUUCGCCAUAUCCUUUAGCACAUUGGUCGUCGUUCUAUACUCUACCUCCUACACGUCGGGGAUUUAUGCAUUGCAAGAAGAGUUUGAUGUAUCCUCCGAGGCCAUCGUGACGCUUGGCGUAACGACUUACCUCUUAGGUCUUGCUGUCGGUUCGCUCAUACUUGCACCGAUCUCGGAAACUUAUGGUCGAAAGCCAGUCUAUGCCGUUGCCAUGAUCAUCUUCUGCAUCUUGGUCAUACCGUGUGCCCAAGCAACCAGUAUGGCUGAAAUUAUUGCCGUCAGAUUCUUUGGUGCUGUUGCUGGAAGUUCUAUGAUAGCCAAUGCGCCGGGCACGGUUGGCGACAUCGUCUCGGACGAGUACCGAGCCUUGGCUUUCAGCAUUUGGAGCAUUGGACCCUUGAAUGGACCGGUCGUCGGCCCGGUCAUCGGCGGAUUUGUCACAGAGUACCUUGGUUGGCGGUGGGCAAACUGGAUUGUACUCAUCCUCGGAGGCAUUGCCACCGCGCUCAUGUGGAUCAUCAAAGAAACCUAUUCUCCUACUCUACUUCAGAAGAAGGCCAGGUUGAGAAGAAAGGAAAGCGGCGAAGAGAGGUACUGGUCGCGCUACGAUCAGCGACUGAGCUUCAUCGAAUUGAUGAAGGUCAACCUGAGUAGGCCAUUCAUCAUGGCGAUUAAAGAGCCCAUCUGCAUCUUCUGGAAUGUCUACAUUGCAAUCAUCUACGGUAAUCUCUCCCUUGCCUAUCCCCCGCUCACCCGCCUCCCCUCACUUACAUGGCCACACCGACCAGGCAUCCUCUACCUCUGCUUCGUCGCCUACCCGAUCGUCUUCCAAGGCAGCCGGCACUGGAGCCUCGGCUUCUCCGGCCUCGCAUUCACCGGCAUCGGAAUCGGCAGCAUGCUGACCAUCUGCCUCGAACCCUUCAUCCGACGCAUGAUCAACCGGCACGCCCCCGAACCCGGCAGCGACCGGCCGCCACCGGAAGCCAGCAUCUCCAUCGUCUGCAUCGCCGCCGUGCUGUGCCCGAUCGGCGAGCUCUGGUUCGCGUGGACGUGCGUGCCGGCCUCGAUCCACUGGGCCAUGCCCAUCCUGGCCGGCAUCCCCUUCGGCGCCGGCAACACCGCCGUCUUCAUCUACGCCUGCAACUACCUCAUCCACUCGUACGGCAUCUACGCCGCCAGCGCCAUGGCGGGCAACUCGCUCGUCCGCAGCCUGUUGGGCGGCACGCUGCCCUUGGCCGGACCGCCCUUGUAUGACGCGCUCGGCGCCAACUGGGCCGGCACGCUGCUGGGCGCCUUGGAGAUCCUGAUCAUCCCCAUUCCCUUUGUGUUUUAUCGCUACGGCGCCAAGAUUCGCAGGAGGAGCGCGCUGAUUCGCAGGAUGAGGGAGGAUCAGGAGAGAGGUGAGAGGAAGAGGGCGAAGGCCAAGGAGAAGAUUGGCGUGGAGGAGAAGGCGGAGGUGGGAGUGGAGGCCGGGUUGGGGUUAUCGGACGCAAGCUUCAAGAAGGAGUAUGAGGUUUAG